UUUAACGAAGCGCUUUAAACGCGUAAUUGACUCUUCUUCAAACGGUAGAAAUUUUGUGAGUUGUGUUAAAAUGUCUAACGAGGUGGAAGAUUCAAAUGCAGAUGCUGAACUGCAAAAUAAGUGUGCUGAGAAUGGCAUGAAGACCAGUCCAGUAACUGAUGCAAGCCGAGGUAGACUUACCAAGAAGUGGCGUGCCAUUUUUAGUGGAACUAUGCCAGACACGCCCACCAAUCGAAACAAACGGUACUACAAAGCACCAACAGAUGCUGACAAAAUAGAGGGGGAUACAAAAAAACGCGAAGAUAGCGCACAAAAAGUUUUGCCAGUAACCGUAACUGAUAUAAAACCUAUUGAAAGUAGUGACGAAGAAGCAGAAGCUGCCGAUCGUGAUGUACCGGUACGCGAGCGUACCACACGUUCUGUGUCUGUAACUAAGAGCUACAUACCUGUGCCCGUAGUAGCAGCAGCUAAAAAAGAUGUUGACACAAUCAUCGAAGAACAAUCACAAGUAGAGCCUGCUGUGCGUCAACGUUCAACAGUUUCCUUCGAUGAAGAACCAAUUAUGUCAUUUGCGCCAGUUUCACACCAUAUUGAUAUAUACUCUAAAUUUGAGAAAAAACAAUUUGACACAACUAAAGCCAAACAAUAUCCAGUUGGAGAUUUUAAAACCUCACAACUUGUGACCCCAACUACUGGCUACGGUUCAAAAUAUGCUUCGCCCUUAAGUCUUGGUACUGCAUACCUUUUAGAUGGCACACCGUCGUUAUUGUCAGGAAAAACGAACGCUUAUUAUAAUGAACAAAGUGAUGACACAGAUUCAUACGACAGGCCGUUUUUAAGUAACUUUGCACGUACUUUGGAUCGCUUGAAGUCUUCACAUGUGCAUCACAUUUCUGGCGACAAAUACAGUGGUGGUCCACGUCCACGUAAGUUAAUGGUACAUGAGAAACGCCGACGUCCUUCGAUCAUUGAACCACGUGUUGAACGUUUCACAGCAAUAGAUAGGAAGUACCUUAUCCGCCGGAACUUAUUGAUCACGUUAAUUGCUUUGACGUUCAUUGUUUUUAUAUAUAGGCAAUUAUAA
Messenger RNA from Teleopsis dalmanni, 1084 nucleotides. RefSeq lists its product as uncharacterized. The transcript is spliced from 3 exons. NCBI's taxonomy places the organism in Eukaryota, Metazoa, Arthropoda, Insecta, Diptera, Diopsidae. Bases 71 to 1084 code for a protein of 337 amino acids. The record is from RefSeq and is a predicted model, not a curated record.